AAAACUAGUUGUUAGUUUACAAAGCUGACGUAAUAAAGUGAACAUGACUUUGAGGAAGCCUUCCUGUUGAACGACGAAAACCAAGCAUCGAAAUUCAAACAUCCAAGGACAGGUAACUGUUAAUCUAAGCAAACAAGAAUUGGGAGAGAAGGAUGUUUUGGAUAAUGAAGGCAGAAAUCUGGGUCACCUGUAUUAUCAUAUUUCUGGGUUAUGAAGCUUUUGCUGCACCUUUGGAUUCUGAUAAAUCAGGCGAGGAACAAGUGAAAGAUGCAGUGCGCAAGGCAGAAGCAGCAGCGUCGCUGGCUGCAGAGGAUUCCAUCGCACACGGCCACAAGGCUGAAGCAAGAGUGUCGGAGGAAAAGGUGAACAGACUGGCAUCAGAGGUCGAGGAUGAUUCAUCAAUGAAAGAAGGGCACGCUGCAAAGAAGGUCAACCUUAUGAUGAAACACCUUGAUAAAAAGGAAAGUGAUUCAGACGACGAAAGUGAACAUACCGCGAUGAAAAGAAUCAAGGAACACAGAGUCCACCGUAAACCAAGUCUCUCCCAUCUGAUGGGUAUGGCUGAACUGGGAGACGUGUCUUCAAACACAAACGCGUAUAAAGAAGAUACCAAACUAGAGGAUCGACUAGCUUUAGAGGCUGAGGAGGAAAAGAAGUACGAAGACGGCUAUGGAGGUCAAGGAUGGGAUGAUGGUCCGGCUGGGAAUUCCAAGGGAAGCUGGUCUACGAAUAUACAGAAACAAGAUGCUGCUGAGAAACAAAGUAUCCAAGCCCAAGUCGCGUCUGAGAGUGCGCAUGAGCUGAAUGAAAUUCAGCAAGCAGUAGCAUCCGAGUCCCAGUCUUCUCGCGGAUCAGCCACUAUGGGUGAUCAAGGGGCUACUGUCGUCCAAGUAGGCGGUAACAGUAACGAAGGACAGGGUGCAAGGUUCCGAGAAGAAGAAGCGCAACGUCCAAUGGAGACUGGUGCGUCGUACGAAGUUCCUAGAAUCAAAUCGUUUGAGUCCAAUGGCCAUCAGCAAAACGUCCUUGCGGGGUUGGACAGUCCAUCGAUGCCAUACCGGCAAGCAGAUUUAUCAAGUAUCAUAAGACAAGCCAGUAAACUCAGUCCCAGUGAAAUGCAAGGACCUCCAAAGCAGUUUAGCUCGGAAGGAAUGGGAAGCUUGAAUGGGCUCAGUUUAGACAGCAAUGGAGGGCAAGGCUUGUCUAGAUUCACCCAAUCAGAAUCUAUGGGCCAACAGGAGGUCUCCCCAAUGAUGUCCAAUGCUUUCACAGGCGGCGCAGAAGGGACCCAAAUGAGCACUGGCUCCUACCAAGAUAGUGAGCCUUCCCAGAGAGAUAGCAGGUUUACAGCAGGUGGUGGCCUUCAAGGCGUCGCUGGAGUGGAAGUUAGCAAUAUGCAAGGAGGUGCACCUUUGGAGUUCGGAGGAAAUAGUAUGGGUUCUCUUUCGGCUGGGUACGGUGGGGCCCAACAACAACAGCCUCUAAUGGUAGGAGGUCAGGCGGGCGCAGCUAUGAUGGGUGGAAUGCAAAGUAUGCAGGCUCAACCUGCUGGAGCCAGUAUGGGAGGUCUGCCACAGUCUUAUGGAAGCAUGGGGGGAAUGCAAUCAUUUGGUGGUGCAGCCGGCAUGGGCUUUAAGAAAUCUACUAUCGAACGACCUGACGACCAACAAGGUACAGAGAUCAAAGACAGCGAAAGUAGAAAAAGAAGAUCAAAAGAAAGCUCAACGUAAUGAAAAAGCAAAAAACAGUAAAAAGAGCAAGCUGGCUGGCCACCAAAACCAUCAUCAUCACCACCACCACCAUCAUCAUCAUCAUAAGAGACAUUACUGAACUUCAACGUGUUCAGCCAUGAUGAUGAAAAAUUUUGUGUUAUAAGCAGUUUCUAAGAGCUUAUACAAAACCCAUUGAUACUGAUCCACUGAAGCAUUUAGAAGCUUACCAAUGACGUUGGCAUACUCAAGUGUCCAGCAGUAAAUUAAACUAGAUUCUCGAGUAUGCGUUAGCGGUUGACUGACAUAUUAAUAGACCUUUGCGUUAUGACUUUAGUCAUUUUACUACCACCACCAGAAUGCUUAUGAUUUUCCCUACUUAAUUGUAUAACGUUUUGUUUCCUUAUAACUAUAGCAAUUAGUGCUUAUUAACUGAGCAAAAGAUAGUGUGCAAGGGAUUCUGGUAGUUGUAGUAUGUGGAGCUAUAACGCAAACGGCCAUUGGAAUAUUAAUGUAGUAAUGACCGCAAAUUUCAAUAAAGACUUUAUUAGUAUAUUAUCUGCAUGACGAACGGGACAUAUUUCCAGGAGUAAAAAAGCGAUGAUGGAAUGGAACAUCUUCAAGGGUUGAAAUCGCAGGACUGCGAUUGCCUAUAAACUGGCCCCACAAUUCCGCGCAGUGCAAGUGUUCAUGCAAUUUUCCCUUGGAAUGCAGAAGUUAGAAUUACUACGUGACUAAACACAUUUUGAAUGACAUUGAAAUCUUAGCCAAUCCUAUACGCGAUUUAUCAUGGCGAAAUACAAACCCGUUUUAAACAGAAA
Messenger RNA from Actinia tenebrosa (Australian red waratah sea anemone), 2530 nucleotides. RefSeq lists its product as uncharacterized. NCBI's taxonomy places the organism in Eukaryota, Metazoa, Cnidaria, Anthozoa, Actiniaria, Actiniidae. The record is from RefSeq and is a predicted model, not a curated record.